Vitis vinifera (wine grape) is the source of this 2526-nucleotide messenger RNA. Its product is annotated as putative disease resistance RPP13-like protein 1. Gene Ontology annotation, biological process: defense response to other organism. Bases 375 to 1760 code for a protein of 461 amino acids. The transcript has a single exon. The record is from RefSeq and is a predicted model, not a curated record. Lineage: Eukaryota; Viridiplantae; Streptophyta; Magnoliopsida; Vitales; Vitaceae. Gene Ontology annotation, molecular function: ADP binding.
UAGUGUGAAACUGAAUGGGUUACUCCUGAGUAGGCGGUGGCACAAUAAGCUAAGGGGCUUGUGCCGCCCAUAUUUUUCUAAACAAAAUAUCAUCAAAAUUCAGAAUGUGUUUCUUCACCAAGGGAUGGCAUCUAAUCCUGCUGAGAUAAACACCAUCAUGAUUUCUGCUUUAAACUGAAGCUCAUAUUGUUAAAUGCAACUUUACUUUUCAAUUGAAACCUUAAUUACCAAGACCUCAACAACUUCAUGUGCUGGCACCGGAAUCGGAAGUCAUCUUCACAAACUGCUUCACACCCAUCUGCUUCUUCUUUAACUUCCUUCUCAUCCCUCCUUCUCUGCAAUCUGUAUUUUCCCUUCAAACACACCCAUUUCCCAUGGAGGUCGUUGGAGAGUUGCUUCUUUUUGCCGCCUUUCUAGUGCUGUUUGAUAAGUUGGCCUCCUCUUAUUCCCUCGACUUCGCCGCCAACACCACAUUCAUUCUCAACUCAGCCAAUGGAAGACUCAACUUUUUGAGUAUUCAUGAUGUGCUCAACGACCCGAGGAGAAGCAGAUUACGAGUCCCUCUGUCAAACUCUGGGUUUCUAAUCUCCGGAACUUGGCCUAUGACCUGGAUGACAAACUGGACGACUUCAACACCGAAAUGCUGCGACGCAAGCUGGCACUGCAACCUCAUGCCGCAGCCACCACCACCACCACAAGCAAGGUAUGGAGUCUCAUCCCUACUUGCUGUACUCGUUUCACCCCAAGUCAUGUUUCUUUUAAGGUUGGCAUGGGGUCCAAGAAUCAAGGAUAUCACCAGCGGCGUGGAAGAUAUUUCCACUCGCAAAACUCAAUUGGGUUUGGAAAAGGUUGCAUGGACAACGACUUCUACUGGGAAAAGGCCACCCACCACAUGUUUGUUUAAUGAACCACAAGUUCAUGGCAGAGAUGAUGACAAAAAGAAGAUUGUUGAUUUGCUGCUCAGCGAUGAAUCUGCUGUUAUCCCCAUCGUUGGUAUGGGUGUGGUGGGUAAAACCACACUUGACCGACUUGUUUAUAACGGUGAUGCAGUGAGGAAGCAUUUUGAUCCAAAAGCAUGGGUCUUUGUGUCUAAUGAGUUUGAUGCGGUGAAAAUAGCAAAGACUAUUCUCAGUGCCAUCUCUCCCCAGACCCACGAUUCCAAGGAUUUCAAUCUACUACUAGUUGAAUUGAGCCAAUCCUUAGCUGGAAAAAGGUUUUUGCUUGUCCUGGAUGACGUUUGGAACAAGAACUAUGAAGUGUGGAAUGACUUGCGAGCCCCUUUCAGGGGAGGGGAUAAAGGAAGUAAACUCCUAGUAACCACACGCGAUCAAGGAGUGGCAUCAAUGAUGGAACUAUCUGUUAACCACCACCAUUCUCUUAAGCCUUUAUCAGAUGAUGAUUGUUGGUUGGUAUUUGUACAACAUGCGUUUGAAAACAGAAAUAUUGAACAGCACCUGAAUUUAAAGUCAAUAGGCAAGAAAAUUGUUGAAAAGUGUGAUGGUUUGCCAUUAGUAGCAAAGGUUCUUGGUGAUCUCUUAUGCUCUGAACUUCAAGAUGAUAAAUGGGAACAUAUAUUUAAUAGAAAAAUUUGGAGUUUACCCGAUACCGAAUGUGGCAUCAUCCCUGCAUUAAGGUUGAGUUAUCAUCACCUUCCAGCACAUUUUAAAAGAUGCUUUUUCUAUUGUGCAACAUUUCUCAAAGACUACGAAUUUAAGGAAAAGGAGCCAGUCUUGUUACGGAUGACUGAGGGUUUAAUUUGACCAUUGGAAGGAUAUAAACAAAUGGAAGAUUUAGGUGCUGAGUACUGUCAUGAGUUGGUGUCAAGGUCAUUUUUCCAAAAAUGUGGUAAUCAUGAAACACGGUUUGUGAUGCACGAUCUCAUUACUAAUCUAGCUCAAUCAGUUGCAAGACAAGUAUGUAUCAAUUUGGAGGAUAAGUUGGAGCAUAAUAAGAAUUAUACCAUUUUACAAGACUACAACACAACAUGCGUCAUACAAUCAUUGCUAUAGGGAGGGAGACCUUUAAAAAUUUUGAAGCUUUCAAGGAGGUGGAGCAUUUGCGAACAUUUCUAGCCUUAUCAAUUGAUCAAGAUUAUCCUUAUGGACUAGGGAGUUACUUAACUAGUAAGGCAUUUUAUGAUUAAUUCCCAAAAUUAAGAUUUUUGAGGGUGUUUUCUUUAACUAGAUAUAAUGUAAGGGAGUUACUAGAUUCAAUCCGAUAUCUAAAGCACUUAUGAUAUCUUAGGUGGUGUUUGUUUUUUUACUUAAUUCUAAAUAGAACCUUAAUACUUAAUAGUAUUAAAUAUUAGGUUGUUUGUUUUUGUAGUAUUUUAUUUCUAUUAAGUAUUAAAAAGUAAAAAAAAACCAUUGUGUUAUUUUUUCGAUUUAGAAAAAGCCACAUAUUUUGACUUUUUCUAUUUAGUAAAAAGUUUAUAAUAAGUCAUGAAAAAGUAAAAAAACAAACAACCUAAAUUCUAAAACUAAAUGGUUUUCAGCAAAAAGCCAAAAAAACAAACAUCACCUUAAU